Messenger RNA from Dovyalis caffra, 645 nucleotides. NCBI's taxonomy places the organism in Eukaryota, Viridiplantae, Streptophyta, Magnoliopsida, Malpighiales, Salicaceae. The record is from the annotation of a GenBank genome assembly.
AUGGUGGAGGAGAACACAUUCUGUGUUGCAGCCAUUUCGGGAUCAGCACUUGCCGGAGAGUUUGAAGAUUCGAAGCUUCUUAAUAAGCUCCUCACAGAAAAGAACAAGGAGACUGGUUGGGAUACGCCGAUUCGAAUUGAUGCUGCCUGUGGAAGGAUGUCAGGGGUGCCUCUUGUGGCCUUUUCUCUGAAGUACAGUAGCAAGCAUUCUGCGUUUAAAAUAGCUGAGAGUCUGAGAAGGUUUGGGUGGAUAACUCCAGCCUAUACCAUGGCAGCUGAUGCCCAAAAAAUUGCUGUGCUUUGUGUGGUGGUCGGGGAAGACUUCAACUGGAAUCUAGCAGAGAGCCUUGUCUCGCACGUUGAGCAAGUUUUGAAGGAAAUGGAUUCACUUCCUGGCCGGGUUGCAGUUCAAGCAGUGCACAUUGGCUACUGUCAUCGAAACACGAGAGAACACAGAACGGAAGAAGGCCUGUUAAAAGAGUAUAAGGGUAGCACAGGAGGAAAUCAACCUGUUCUGGAGGCGGCUUGCCAGUGGCAGGAAAACUGGAGUCUGCUAAUUGAAUAUGAGGAUAAUAUGAUUCAAGGGUUGAAGCUAAAACCAUGGAACAAGCACCCAACAAAGCUCCGUGAUUCAGUCAGUGCGUGA